Molecule: messenger RNA, 6810 nt
Organism: Leishmania mexicana MHOM/GT/2001/U1103
Lineage: Eukaryota; Euglenozoa; Kinetoplastea; Trypanosomatida; Trypanosomatidae
Exons: 1
Coding region: 1-6810 (2269 amino acids)
Source: RefSeq, a predicted model, not a curated record
AUGACCCAUUUACCUCUGGAGGGGUCUGUUGUCGCUUAUGAGUUUCUGGACGCUAAAAAGAAGUGGCUAUGGGGUGUUGGGACUGUUACUCACGCUGAUGACCGUGUGUGCGUAAUCAGCCAGUGGGUGGGAGCACCAGUGGAUGAAACAAUGACUGCGAAGCUAGAGAGUGAAGCCGCUUCUUCGAAGGCUGAGGCAAAGAUCCACCAAGAGCGUCUCCUUGCCAUUCGAGAGCGUAUUGAGUCACAGAGCUGUGGAACUUCAAAGGAGGAGAAAGAGCGAACAUCAGAGGAGUUGUCAGAGUGUCUUGUCUUAAUUGGCAAGCAUCGAAAUCGCUCUCGCUCGUUUUUGGCUGAUCUGGAGACGAUAAAAGGGUCUUCGACGGUGCAAGUGAAAUGCCAAGAGUUUACCCCCGCGUCUUCUUCCAUAGCAGUCCUCCGCAGUUCUAUUCUGCGACUCAUCUCGCAGGCGACAAGUCCGUCUGUCUUGCUUUCUUCAGAGGAAGUAGAUUCUAUUGAGAAGGCGGUGACGUAUAGCCACAGUCAGCUCAACGGUGAGCUUCAUAAACUGCGCGCCACCGUUGAGGCGGCGGAAAUAGAAAGCGAUGAGUUACGCGAUCAGAUUCGCGGCCUCGAGGAGCAGCUGAGAUGCGUGAAGAAUGCAUCCGAACUUGUACGAAUUCCUGACGGUGGAGAGAGCGGAUCCACCUUCCCUGAAAAAAUGAAAGAGCACGCCCAUUUGAGCUUGCGGGGUACAUGGGACAGCAGCACAGCGUUGGUAAUGACCGAGCACACUAUCACAUUUUCUUGGGAUGAUGGGGAUACCCUGUUGCAUCACAAACCAGAGGAAACGAAAUCCGUCUUUGCCGCGGAGGCCGCCUUCGCAUGUUGUGUGCCGAUUCAGUGCGUGACGAAUCCGAAAAUGGCAGCACAUGGAAAGCACCUUUCUGCUGAAUUCUCUGUCAGUCACCCGGAAACCGUGACAACGAAGGAAAUUGAUCAGAGGCUCGCAAGCUACGCUUUUCCAUCCAUGCACCUCCUGCAUGAGGAGCCUCUGGGUGUGAAAACUGGCCUCGACAGGGCUAUCGAAGGCCUUGAGCACGCACUCGGGAUUCCAGAAGGUAAGCAUGAAGGCCUGUACUUCGACGAAUUCAUGGAGAACAUGCCGGACACCACUUUCAGCAACGACAAAGAUGCAUACGAGAGUGAAAUUGGCGACUUGCUCAUGCUUCUCGACAAACUCAAUAACGAGAAUCGCUCGCUACAGUACACUCUAGACAAAUCUGCUGCCGAGUUGAAGAGGCAGGUGGCAGAGGCUCAGAAAGAUCACGAUACACUGAAUACCGAGGUCGCUCGGUUACGAAGCAUCGUAUCAAAGCUUAAGGAUCUUGCAGAAAAGCAGGAGAAAGAACUCGAGAGUAACCGCGUGCAGAAGCAACGGGUUGAACAAGCUCGCUUCCACUACAACCUUGCUUCACCAGACCACGACGCACAAGACGCAGAGUACGCCAUUACAAUGGAAGAGUUCAAGCGUCAAAAAGAGGCGACCGAUGAAGCUCAAGCAGCACUCGUGGAAGAGAAAGGCAGGGCGGAACAGAUGCAUCACAUCUUGAAAGCGUAUGAGAAGCAGUGUGCACAGACUGCGAAGCGGUUAAGCUCUCUAGAAGACGCAUUUGCUGCUGAGAGCCGACAAACCGCUGAGACCAUUUCUGCACUCGAAUACGAACUCAUUGACGUCCUACUUCAGCUCAAAGCAUCCGAGGCGUUCUCAGAAGCUCUAAAUCAAAUAAACACCCAACAGCACGCAGAGCUUGCCGCCUUCCGUGCGAAGCGCCACGCCGCGCUGGAGGCCCGCGAUGCGGACGGCACGCUGCCUGUGCCGGCGAGGCCUGUGUCCGCGGAGGAGGCGGCGGAGUGCGCGCUGGAGCCGCAGCAGAUCGCCGACGAGCCGCUGUACGCCGUGACGCUGGAGGAGUACCUGGACAAGGACGCCGCCGUGGAGCAGCUGGCGGCGGAGCUGGAGGCGCAGAAGGCGGAGGCGGAGCGGCUUGCUUUGGAGGUGGCCGCCUUCCGUGCGAAGCGCCACGCCGCGCUGGAGGCCCGCGAUGCGGACGGCACGCUGCCUGUGCCGGCGAGGCCUGUGUCCGCGGAGGAGGCGGCGGAGUGCGCGCUGGAGCCGCAGCAGAUCGCCGACGAGCCGCUGUACGCCGUGACGCUGGAGGAGUACCUGGACAAGGACGCCGCCGUGGAGCAGCUGGCGGCGGAGCUGGAGGCGCAGAAGGCGGAGGCGGAGCGGCUUGCUUUGGAGGUGGCCGCCUUCCGUGCGAAGCGCCACGCCGCGCUGGAGGCCCGCGAUGCGGACGGCACGCUGCCUGUGCCGGGGAGGCCUGUGUCCGCGGAGGAGGCGGCGGAGUGCGCGCUGGAGCCGCAGCAGAUCGCCGACGAGCCGCUGUACGCCGUGACGCUGGAGGAGUACCUGGACAAGGACGCCGCCGUGGAGCAGCUGGCGGCGGAGCUGGAGGCGCAGAAGGCGGAGGCGGAGCGGCUUGCUUUGGAGGUGGCCGCCUUCCGUGCGAAGCGCCACGCCGCGCUGGAGGCCCGCGAUGCGGACGGCACGCUGCCUGUGCCGGGGAGGCCUGUGUCCGCGGAGGAGGCGGCGGAGUGCGCGCUGGAGCCGCAGCAGAUCGCCGACGAGCCGCUGUACGCCGUGACGCUGGAGGAGCUGGAGCAGGCUCGCGAGGAUGCCGCGCGCGGUGUAGCGGCCAUUGAGGAUAAUGUUGCUGCUUUGGAAUCGGAGCUUCUGGAUGUGUUGGUGGACCUGAAAACCCUGAAAGGUGAGAACGCGGCUCUGGUGAGACUUUGUGAGGCGAAGGACGCCGCGCUUGCUGACCUGGAGAUGCACGACGUGCGCGCUAACAACAGCGAUAAGGCGAAGCCGCAGACUACUUCGCGUCACAUGAAGGUGUUUGAUGGCGACGAAUGGAGCACUGUUGUGGAGACCAAGCCGCACGCGCUUCACGACGCAUUUGUAACGGAUGUGUGCGCUGCAUGCCGCGUCGGUCGCGAUGACCUCUCCCAGAUUGCGUUUGCGCUGGGGAGUCUGCAGGCGAGCGUGAGUGUGACGCACGACAGUGACAUGAGCCCCGACGACAUUGCGAAGCUUGUGGAGGAAUACCACUAUCCAAACGUGUGGGCUCUGUAUGCGCAGCGGUUUGCGCCAAAGGAUGGGCUUGAUGAGGCCAGGGACACGAUCAGCAAGCUACAGGGAGCGCUCACCGCGAAAGAGAAGACGGCUGCCAGGGUUGCCGAGGAGCUGGAGGCGCAGAAGGCGGAGGCGGAGCGGCUUGCUUUGGAGGUGGCCGCCUUCCGUGCGAAGCGCCACGCCGCGCUGGAGGCCCGCGAUGCGGACGGCACGCUGCCUGUGCCGGCGAGGCCUGUGUCCGCGGAGGAGGCGGCGGAGUGCGCGCUGGAGCCGCAGCAGAUCGCCGACGAGCCGCUGUACGCCGUGACGCUGGAGGAGUACCUGGACAAGGACGCCGCCGUGGAGCAGCUGGCGGCGGAGCUGGAGGCGCAGAAGGCGGAGGCGGAGCGGCUUGCUUUGGAGGUGGCCGCCUUCCGUGCGAAGCGCCACGCCGCGCUGGAGGCCCGCGAUGCGGACGGCACGCUGCCUGUGCCGGGGAGGCCUGUGUCCGCGGAGGAGGCGGCGGAGUGCGCGCUGGAGCCGCAGCAGAUCGCCGACGAGCCGCUGUACGCCGUGACGCUGGAGGAGUACCUGGACAAGGACGCCGCCGUGGAGCAGCUGGCGGCGGAGCUGGAGGCGCAGAAGGCGGAGGCGGAGCGGCUUGCUUUGGAGGUGGCCGCCUUCCGUGCGAAGCGCCACGCCGCGCUGGAGGCCCGCGAUGCGGACGGCACGCUGCCUGUGCCGGGGAGGCCUGUGUCCGCGGAGGAGGCGGCGGAGUGCGCGCUGGAGCCGCAGCAGAUCGCCGACGAGCCGCUGUACGCCGUGACGCUGGAGGAGUACCUGGACAAGGACGCCGCCGUGGAGCAGCUGGCGGCGGAGCUGGAGGCGCAGAAGGCGGAGGCGGAGCGGCUUGCUUUGGAGGUGGCCGCCUUCCGUGCGAAGCGCCACGCCGCGCUGGAGGCCCGCGAUGCGGACGGCACGCUGCCUGUGCCGGCGAGGCCUGUGUCCGCGGAGGAGGCGGCGGAGUGCGCGCUGGAGCCGCAGCAGAUCGCCGACGAGCCGCUGUACGCCGUGACGCUGGAGGAGUACCUGGACAAGGACGCCGCCGUGGAGCAGCUGGCGGCGGAGCUGGAGGCGCAGAAGGCGGAGGCGGAGCGGCUUGCUUUGGAGGUGGCCGCCUUCCGUGCGAAGCGCCACGCCGCGCUGGAGGCCCGCGAUGCGGACGGCACGCUGCCUGUGCCGGCGAGGCCUGUGUCCGCGGAGGAGGCGGCGGAGUGCGCGCUGGAGCCGCAGCAGAUCGCCGACGAGCCGCUGUACGCCGUGACGCUGGAGGAGUACCUGGACAAGGACGCCGCCGUGGAGCAGCUGGCGGCGGAGCUGGAGGCGCAGAAGGCGGAGGCGGAGCGGCUUGCUUUGGAGGUGGCCGCCUUCCGUGCGAAGCGCCACGCCGCGCUGGAGGCCCGCGAUGCGGACGGCACGCUGCCUGUGCCGGCGAGGCCUGUGUCCGCGGAGGAGGCGGCGGAGUGCGCGCUGGAGCCGCAGCAGAUCGCCGACGAGCCGCUGUACGCCGUGACGCUGGAGGAGCUUUGUGUUGUUAGGGCUGAGCUUGAGAUGAGGACUGUGGAAGUGGAAGAGCUUGGAUGGCAGCUUAGUGAGAAGCGGGAGGAGUGCGGAGAUCUUCUGGAUAAGCUCGAGGAUGCGGUGUCUUUGCUAGGGGAAGCCCGAAAUGAGGUUGAAGAUGUGCGCAGUCAAUUGUCGGAGGGUGAGCGAACCUCGGAGGCGUCUCUUAGGAAAUGGGAUGCGGAUCGAGCGAUAAUGGCGACUGAGUUGUCGGCUUUGAGGCAGAUGAACGAAGAGCUUGGUGCUGAAGUUCGGGCAUUCCGAAGGAGACGCCUCGAUGCUAUCGCCUGCCGUGAAGCUGAAGAUGGUCUUUCAUGUGAGGCAGUGACGGGAAAGGUUGAGGGCGUCGGUGUAGAUGAGCCGGUGUCAUCUUUUACCAUCGAACGAGAGCCGUUGUUCUGUGUGAAGCUGGAGGAGCUUAAGGAACAACAGGACUUGAAUGCUCAAAUGGUGCUGGAGCUGAGUGUGUUGGGGGAACGCAUUCGGGAUGCGAUGGGUCCCGAUGCAGUCACAGACUCAUCCAGCGAAGCUGUGCUCUCUCAUCUUGAGGCACUUUUGAAGGCUCUAGAGGAGUCACGUGACGCCGAGCAGGCGUGGCGUGAGCUCGCAGAGGAGAGGGAGCGUGAACUGGAGCAGCUGCGGAAAAUGUCCAAGAAUGAGGAGGAGCGCUUGAAGAACGACCUUGAGGAGGCUCGGGAGGAAGUGGAGCGGCUCCAGGGUGAACUGGAUUUGCUCACGGACAAGUUGGACGAAGCAUGCAGGCUUUUUGGCGACGCUGAUGCUGUGAGCGCCGAAGGCGUAGCGAAGCUAGAGGCUUUUGCCGAAGUUUUGGCGGCGGCGCGCGACACAGAGAAGGCUGCUAUGGAGCAGCUGGAAGCCAAGGAGAGCGAGCUCGAGGAGCUUCGCAGUGCGCUGAAGGACACGAAGGUUUGUGAGAAGAUGCGGGAAAACCUCGAGUAUGAACUGAUGCAGCUGCAAAAGGAGAAGGAGAUCACCGAGACGGAGCUUGAUACGGUACAGAAGGAAAUGAACGACCUGCAACGUGAUCUACGGGCCGCUGAGGACAGGGCCGCCGAAAAGGCGAGGGAGGUCGAACGAAUGACGUUGGACCUCGACGCCCUGAACAAUCGUAUUCAGGACCUGCUCGAGGAGUUGGAGGAAAAGACAGAUCAGUACAAUCAAGUUAUCAAGGAUCUGGACGACUUCGCCAAUAAUCAGAGCCAUGAGAAUGAAAAGGAACUGCUUCAGCGUCUUGCGGCGCGUGAGCAGGAGCUGUUCGAGCUGCAGGAGGCACGCCGCGGGGAGAACGACGAGCACGAGAAGCAGGUGGGUGUGCUACAAGACCAGAUUAAUCGUCUACGAGAUCAGACGGAUCAGGACAACACGCUUUAUGAUGGACUCCAGGCAGAGCUGGCUCGUCUGCGCAAGUUGUUCCUGGACGCGGAAGCUGCACUGCGGGACAAGACUGCUGAAAACGAGGCUCUCAAAGACGAUAUGGAGGGCAUGAUUGACGAGCACGAGGCGCAGAUGCGCGAGAUGGAGCAGGAGCUGGAGGGCAAGGGCAAAGAGGUUUCCGACGCAUUGGAACGUCUGGAGGAAAUGUCAGCCAUGGUUCAAGAGGCUCGUGAGGGCGAGGAGAGUGCGUUGAGACUGCGCGCCGACUCUGACGCGGAGGUGUUCCGGCUGCAAAAGGAGCUCGACAGGAUCAAGCGGCUGCAAAGUGCCAUGGCGGAGUCCGUUGAUGACAAGAGCAACCUCUUUGCUCAAAUCAUAGAUACGGAGGGUCAGCUGCGCGACGCACUGGCCACCAUCCUAAAGAAGGAUGCUGAGCUGGACGAGGUGGAGAAGGAGUGGCAAGAAAAACUGAACAAGUCCGAGGAUCUCAACCAUGACCUUAGGCGGCUGCUGAAACGGGCCAUGGCCGCGCUUUCCAAGUCCAAGGAUACCAUGGGUAACUCAGCCGGUGCGUUGGAUGCCUUUCGUGAUGAGCUGAAGCCCAUGAUGCAAUAG